GUUUGUCCGAAGCCGUUUUGGCUUCAGACUGAGACCGAAGAGGCGACCGGAGACCCUCCGUCGAAACACUACAAGUUUCUUUGUGACAUAGUUGUGUUGUAAGCGGCUGAACCGCAUAUUCAUCAAGUUAUAACUGUGUAAUAACACCGACAGAGAUGCCGUCCGACAGACCCUUCAAACAAAGGAGGACAUUUGCUGAUCGGUGCAAGGAAGUCCAGCAGAUCCGUGAUCAGCAUCCCAACAAGAUCCCUGUGAUCAUCGAGCGAUAUAAGGGAGAGAAGCAGCUGCCUGUUUUGGACAAGACCAAGUUCCUGGUACCUGACCACGUCAACAUGAGCGAGCUGGUGAAGAUCAUCAGGCGUCGGCUGCAGCUGAACCCCACGCAGGCCUUCUUCCUGCUGGUCAACCAGCACAGCAUGGUGUCCGUGUCCACGCCCAUCUCCGAGAUCUACGAGCAGGAGAGAGACGAGGACGGCUUCCUCUACAUGGUCUACGCCUCGCAGGAGACCUUCGGCUGCUAGGGAGGGGGAGGGGCGGGAGAGCGGGACAUCUUCAGGUGCUGGGAGGACGGGGGGGAGGUCAGAGGGGGACGCUUGAGGGGAGCAGAAGCCACCAAACUCCAUGAUCCUCUCCACUUUGUUGCAUUUCAGGCCCACGUAGCAGCAGCCCGUCACUCAGUGCACAUGUGACAGACACCCCUCGUCCCUCUCUUCUGUCGUAGUCGAGCGCCCUCUUCAUAUUGGUCAGUACGUACAACACUAGCUACAAAAGCCAGAGGACACCCCGUGUGUCUCUCCUGCCCUCAGAGUUACAGUACACAAUCGUCUCUGAGUGUUUCUAGUUUUACUUUCUCUCUCGUUCUUUUGGUUCCACGGACUGAGGUCUCUUAUUUUGAAAAAAGGCGGGACAAACCAACCAAUGGCUUGUGACGGAGUUUGGAAUCGGCGAGUAAAAUCGAUUUUCAUCCUUAAAACUAGACGCAAUGUGUUCAGGAAGCUAAACUUGAAACUUGCAAGCCAGUCAGAGUUCGGGAUGUAAUUUGAAGCUCGGCUGAUAAAGUCACUGAAACGCAGCACAGUUACCAUAACGAUCUGCUGUGUGAGUCUACAGUAUAUCCUCGUCAUGGCAACAGCAGUAGUACAAGCUAGGAGCGAGAUUGUAGUGAUUGUUGUUUUACCUUUUAACUUUUUUAACUCACUUUGUAGUUUUUUAAUGAUUGUCCUUUGUUGGAAAUAUUAGCUGUAGUUCAGUUUGUUAUGUAGCUACUUCUGAGUUUGUUUUAAUCAUACAUUUACCGUCAGCCUCAAGCUCAACUUGCCAACUCGCCACUGGCUACCGAGUAGCUGACAAUCAGGCUAAAGAUGACAGUAAUACAUUGUACACGUGCAAUAUUUACCCCCCCCCACACACCCUUUCAGGUUUCCACACCUUGACAGACACACGAGAACAGCGGCGCUGUCAGGUGACUCAACACGACUCCACCCCCUCCCCUGUAAAGCUACUGUAAUGUACGAACUGCUCAGUCACACAAGGGAAGUUAGCAUUAUUGCUAGCACUAGCCACACGCUGCUACAGGCAGGUCAACAGCAUGUUAACAGCCCAAACUAACAGACUGACCCUGAUGUCUUCUUGCCCCGUAAGCACAAUACACACGUAUAAUCACUACUCACCCGUCUUCCUGCACACCCACAUUUAACCACACAUGUUUGAUGUCAUCAACAACCAAUCAGGUGACGAUGCAUUAACGACCCAUCCAGUAGAUCACACGAGGCAUGCUCUCUGUUCCAACAGUUGUAAAGUUAAACGCUUGCUUGCUUUUCAUGCAAAAAAAAAAAAAAAAAUCAGUUCUGGAGGAAGAACAAACGUAGGAUUUAAGAAAAUGAGGCGAGCAGUUAUCUGGCUGGAAACUGACACUGUUGGUCAGGAUUAGCAGCACAGGAGGGGAUACUGUCUCCACAGUGGCAAACAAGGGGUCACAAGCAAUUACAGGGGGAUGAUUACAGGACGGGAUCUUUUUGUUUUGACACUGUGUUUUCUUCUAAGUUCCCUUUGGCUUGGACAGCUUCGUUCCCCGAGCCGAGCUGACGCAGCCUGCGCUCGGCAGGAGCGGACGCCAGGAAGUAAUCAGAUCCCAGUGAAGCUUUUCAGCUGAGGCGAGGUGAAGCAAGGCCCCGCUUUAAGAGCAUUUGACCGCCGCGAGGUCGACGCCCCCUCCUGGCCUCGUGUCAGACAGCUUGUAAGAACACUGCGUGUGUCACGGUAGCAUAGAGUUGAGCAUUAGACAUAAUAAAAUGUAUUUAAUGUUGGAAAUGAAUGAGCUUCUUUUGCACAUAAAUUAAUACAAAUAUAAAAAGAGUUGGCAUUGAGUUUUUUUUAGGAAUUCCUGUAUCUAUAUAACAAGUAUCUCUUCUUUUUGUAUGUACUCCUCCAGAGCACUGCUGCUCUCUGUAUGUUCUGCCUUUGUUUAAUACGACUUUAUAGACAAACGGUUGUGAUGCACUACAAACCUUGCAUGUUUUGACUUUUUUUUUAUAAUUGUAUAUUGAUUUUACGCAAUAGAUAAAAUUGUAUUGUAUAAGAAAGAAAAAAAGUCUUUUUAGAUGUUUCCCAAACCAAAAACUGAAAAUAAGUGUAUGUGUAUGUUUGAAACAAACGAAAAAACGUGUGCGUAUAAACGAUCAUAUAAUCGA
Chelmon rostratus (copperband butterflyfish) is the source of this 2690-nucleotide messenger RNA. It is a transcript of the gene map1lc3a, whose product is annotated as microtubule-associated protein 1 light chain 3 alpha. The transcript is spliced from 4 exons. Lineage: Eukaryota; Metazoa; Chordata; Actinopteri; Chaetodontiformes; Chaetodontidae. Gene Ontology annotation, biological process: macroautophagy; autophagosome assembly; autophagy of mitochondrion. Bases 156 to 521 code for a protein of 121 amino acids. Gene Ontology annotation, cellular component: autophagosome membrane; cytosol; autophagosome. Gene Ontology annotation, molecular function: ubiquitin protein ligase binding. The record is from RefSeq and is a predicted model, not a curated record.